Hippocampus zosterae (dwarf seahorse) is the source of this 7905-nucleotide messenger RNA. RefSeq names its product forkhead box J3 (gene foxj3). NCBI's taxonomy places the organism in Eukaryota, Metazoa, Chordata, Actinopteri, Syngnathiformes, Syngnathidae. The transcript has 12 exons. The record is from RefSeq and is a predicted model, not a curated record. Gene Ontology annotation, biological process: regulation of transcription by RNA polymerase II. Gene Ontology annotation, cellular component: nucleus. Gene Ontology annotation, molecular function: DNA-binding transcription factor activity, RNA polymerase II-specific; RNA polymerase II cis-regulatory region sequence-specific DNA binding. Bases 472 to 2265 code for a protein of 597 amino acids.
GGCUCGUAGAGUCCCGGAUGUUGGCUCGGCCGCGGAGCGAGAGGCGAAGCGGGGAGAAGGCAGGCAGAAGCAGAGAAGCAGAGAAGGGACGCCACGGCACCAUAGGCACACCGGCGAACCUUCGUCAGCUCUUUGCCCGGGACGACAAGCGUUCGAGCGUGCGGGGGACACUCUCGGGGGAGCCCGUCGGGCCACAGGAGGCGGACGGCGUCAGAAGGGGGAGCAGUUAAGUGCGAAACUACAGCGAGGAUUACGCAGACCACCGUCAACAUCAGCUCUCUCUCCCCACAGACCUCGCUUUGGAGAAGCAUGCUGAUGUCCUGAUCUGAGGGCCCAGAGUUCAGUUCAUCACCCCUACUUGUUCCUCUCCCCAAGAGUCAGUGGAGCUCCAACAGAGGCCACCGGUUUACCUCCAGGCUUUAGGGUUUACCCCCCCCCCCCUCCCUCCCUGCUGCCUGGCCUGUCGUCAACAUGACGUCGGAGCUGGAAAGUAGCCUGACCUCCAUGGAUUGGCUUCCUCAGCUUACCAUGCAGGCAGCCAUCCGCAAAGCCGAUGGCCAGCACGGCCAUGGGACAGGCAUGGGUAAGAAGAGCGCCCUCCUCGAUCCCAACACCACGCUGGACCAGGAAGAGGUGCAACAGCACAAGGACGGCAAGCCACCCUACAGCUACGCCAGCCUCAUUACGUUCGCCAUCAACAGCUCGCCAAAGAAGAAAAUGACGUUGAGCGAGAUCUACCAGUGGAUCUGUGAUAACUUUCCCUACUACAGAGAGGCGGGAAGUGGCUGGAAGAACUCGAUACGGCACAAUCUGUCAUUGAACAAGUGUUUUCUCAAAGUGCCUCGCUCUAAAGAUGACCCGGGAAAGGGCUCUUACUGGGCUAUUGACACCAACCCAAAAGAGGACGCCUUGCCAACACGGCCCAAGAAGAGGCCACGGUCCGGAGAGCGGGCUUCAACGCCAUACAGCUUGGAGUCGGAGUCUUUGGGGAUGGAGUGUAUGAUCUCUGGAAGUGCCUCUCCAACGCUGGCAAUCAACACUGUGACUAACAAGGUGGCACUCUACAACACGGACCAGGAAGGAAGCGACAGUCCGAGAAGCAGCCUUAAUAACAGCCUCUCCGAUCAGAGCCAGGCCUCCGUCAAUCUCAACAGUGUGGGCAGCGUGCACAGCUACACCCCGGUGACCAGUCAUCCCGAACCUGUGUCCCAGUCCCUGAGCCUCCAGCAGCCCCAGUCCCAGUACAACAUGCCCGACAGAGACAAGCAGCUCAUGUUCUCUGAAUUUGAAGAUCUCAGUGCCUCCUUCCGCAGCCUUUACAAGACCGUUUUUGAGCAGUCCUUUAGCCAGCAAGGUCUGAUGGGAAUACCGUCAGACGCAUCGCAGCAGACCCACACGUCCUGCUCCUAUCAGCACUCCCCCGGCGGCGCCAUCAGCACGCAGAACAAUAUGUCCAACAACCAGCCCAACAGCCACUCCAACAACAGCGGCCAGGUGCCCCUCUCCCACCCGGCGCAAGCCCACCCCGGACACGGCUCCCCGCACGCACAGCACCUCCCACAGCACGCCGGCCCGCACAACCAGCACCCGCAACACGGCCAACACCCGCAGCACGGCCAGCACCCGCAACAGCACCCGUCCCACGGGCAGCACACGCCACAUCCCGUCCAACACGCGCAGCACGGCCAACACCCUCCGCAGCAUCAGAGCCUCUCCCACCAGCCGCAUCCGGCCCAGCAGCAGAUGGCCUGCAAUCCAGGUUUACUCUCUGACUGGUACCCCAAUCUGGAUGCACUGAAAGAAACCUGCCGCAUUGCGAGCAGCUAUAAUUGGGCAGAUGUGGACCUGUCACCUUUCCAAGGAUUACGAGAGAGUAUGAGGCAGGCCGAGUUGAACAACUGGUCGUUGGAGCCCACACAGAUUGCCGACCUGUGCUCAUCCAUCAACCAGUUCUUCGCCCGCACUGGUGUCAUCCCCCCGCAGGGGACGGUGCAGCCGGCCGUCUGCCACGCGCCCAUGCAUCCAAACAAACCCAGCCAGCACCUGGGCACAGGAAAUCUCUAUAUGGACUCCAGACAGAGCAUGUCUAUGAUGGGGCCUCCGGGGUAUCCCCACAUGCCCCCCAUGAGCAGCGCAGGACCCACUAUGACUGGACACCAUGCUCAGAUGAACCAGCAGCACAUGAUGCCGAGCAGAAACUUCCAGAUGCAUCGCAUGCCAGCCGAUGACAUCCAGGAUGAUUUUGACUGGGACUCCAUUGUGUAGCCUCCUCUGAUAUAUAUAUAUAUAUUUUUUAAUUUUACAAACAAAAGGAGCGGAGAGCGAGAAGAGGAGGUGGUAGCCAGAGGAAAUCAGGCUCGGCAAAAAAAGGCCAUGGGAGGGCGAGGAGAUGGAGGAAGAGGAACACCACCCCACACAUAACCCCCUACUCUCCUUCUUGGUGGGUGGACAUUCGACGGGCUGCCCUGAAACAGUUUUACAGAACCAGAAAAAGACAAUCAUAUUUGUGGGACAGGUCUCCAGCCCGCCCCUCCCACCAUCCGAAGCAAGGGCCUUCCAAAACCCCCGAGCCACACCCACUGCCCCCAACUGUUUAGCCCCCGCUUUUAGCCAAGCCACUCCACCACUGUUCUGUGAUUUGAGCUUGUGAUUCUUCUUCUCGUGUUGGCCUCAGUUGCAUCGUGGAUGAAUUUUGCUCUUUUUUUCCCCUAAUCUUUUUAUUGUUUUCUAAAAGAAACGCUGGCUGCCUCUGUGAGUCAUGUGACUGUGCUCGAUGGUGGAAGAGGGCCCCCAUGUGGCUGGCGUUAAAGUUUGGAUUAUGCUAGCUAAUGUUUUGAACAGGGUUUAAGAAAAAAGUCUUCAAGGCCUAUUAUUAACAAUGUAAAACCAGAGAAUGAAAACCAAUCAGUGUGACCAUACCAAGGAGUGUUUGGGCCACAUUGAAAGGGAAAAAGAGUAAAAAUGCAGGUUAAAAGUAAGCCUAAUGUUCUAAAGCUGUAUUUUGUAUUUUAAUUUCACUCAAUACGAUGAGUGUGAAGCAGCAGGAUACCAAAUGUUAGUUUUGUGUUCAAAGGUCUAGACACAUCCAUGUCCAUGUCAUUCUGUCCAUCAAUAUUCGUUUAGGGCAGUGUUUCCCAACCUUCAUUGAGCCGAUUUACAUAUUUAGUAAAUGUCAGAAAAAAGGUACAGUAUAUCAACAAUCUGAAAUAUUGAUAAUCUCGUCUCAAUUUAUUCACAUUUUUACUUAUUCAGUAUAAAAACUCGGCCAGUUUAGUAGAACACAAGUGUGUGGACACACUAAUUAAUAGUGGAAGAGCAUUUCAUUGUUCAGACGAUCACUAUAUGUCACUGGCAUUGAUAGAUGAACAAAGAUGCAUUACCUAUAGUCAAUAAUUAAAUAUUUAGGACCAAUUCAGUAAAAUUUGAUCAUUUCUCGCUCUUACCGUGGUUGGGAAUCACAGCUUUAGGGAUGGGCAUUGUCUUUGAUUCAUUGAUGUUUAACAAUUGAUGGUUGAUUAGUUGUGUCUGGAAGCGAUGGAGGCAAAAUGGAGUGCACUUCCUAGGUGCAGUUUGCAGAAAUGCUGUCAGUUAUCAUCUACAUCCAUGUCGAUGCAUUCCUUACUAUUUUCUGCCAUUUGGAUUUGUUAUCAGUUAUUAAUAGAAGGCUAAUUUUUCCGAGAGGUGAUCAAGGAAAUGCCCAUCCCUAAUUCCUUUUUAUAUCUAACAGCCUAUUGAUCAUUAAAGUGCGUCAACUCUGAGAAGCAGCACUCUAAAAGUGAAAAGCUUCACAUCUAUCUGUAAAAUUAAAACAGAAUCCUCUCAUAAAAUAUUGCGACACGUUCUCAAGAGUAAAAUGCUACAAAUGUUAGUCUAGCUAGCAUUAGGCUGGAGAAACUACGAGUUAUCUUAAAGUACUCCACUGCCUCCCCUUAAGAUUUCAUUUAGAUUAAAGCUGCUACUGCACGACCUUUGAGCACAACAUCCAUCCAUUCACAGCGGAGUGAACGAGACAAUGACAAAUGACUACGCUUUAUGCUGAGCUAAGCAAAUAAACUAAGAUCAUUUCCUAGGUUAGGAUUAGUUUUCGAUCAUGUGAUGAAUAUUUUUUUGUCCGCCACGUUGAAGGUUGAGAUCUGGAGGAUAAGAUAGCCGACUGAAUAAUUUUUUAUCCGUUUUUUAUUUUCUCUGUCUAAAUAUAAUCAGUUAAUAUCAACCUUGUUGUCAUUGGAGAUACUGUAUGUCUAACUGGCAUACUAAAACUAUUCCACAUGCAGGGUUGUUUUCUACAUAGAUCUAUGUUUCAAUUAAUUUUAAUAAAAUCCAUAGAUUACAGUGCAUGUAUGUAUCAUGCAAUUUCUAACUUUGCCAAACAUUAAAGCUUACCUUCAACAAACCGUUGAGAACAGACACAGAUGUUCGGGUAUCUGUCGGCAUUGUGAGAACAAUUUAUAACUGAAACUGAACUGAACUUAAAUUGGACUUAAAAAAAUACAAAUACAUCAUGGUUAUAUGAUACACAGUUUGAUUGUGUGAUUGUUUCAUAUGCCACGAGAGGGAGCCUCUGCACUAGUAGUGGUACUCGUACCACACUCAGAAUCACUGGUUCAGGGGGUUACUUAGGUUUAAAAUUUGGCAAACGGCUCGCACUUAGUAUCCUUGUCAGACAGCUAAAAAUGUUAACUCUGAUUAAUGAUCAAUAGGCUCUAUACUUGCCCUUUAAACAUGUGUCACUUUGACUUAUUAUAUAUACUGUGUGUGUGUAUAUGUAUACACUGUACGUGUAUAUAUUUACACAUACACACACACACACACAUAUAUGAUUUUUCAACAGCUUAUGAUGAUAAUUUAUAUUUGAGGUUUUGAUGGAAGAACAACAUUUUUUUGCGGAAAUGCACACAAAAGAAAACAGGGUGACUGUAAGUUCUGGAAACUUCUAUAUUGGAUGGGCGCUAAAAUAACAAUACAUUCAAUUUCUCAUACCCUUGGUCAUAAAUAUGGGAACAACAACACAAGCAGCUUUUUGUCAUACUCUGCAUCCGUUUUCAUCAACCUGACAUUGAAGUUGUGUCUGGCUCUUGUGCAAGGGAUGGCCAUUUGACUUCCUUGAUUAACUACAAUGAAUUUGUAAUGGUUUUAAUUGGAUGUGAACAAUCAGUGAAUUCUGAAUUCCUUUUUUCAUCUCGCUGUUGUAUCAAACAGACUAAUGCUGCCCAGAGGAGUCAGUUCCCAUAGCUAACUUCAUGUUGUCCUUUGCACAGCAAAUGAGUUUCAACCCAGUAGUGACAACUCCGUUUUGCCUCAAUAUCAACAAUCAGUUCCACACAAUCGACGGAGUUCAUAGUGAUCAAUCAACUAAUCGAUGAUUAUGCGCAUGCUGAAUUUGUCUUCCCCUAACAGAGGCUGGUGGCUCACCUUUCCCAUGAUUCCACACCUGGGGAUUGAGCAAUCCAUCCCAGGGGAUGCCAUUCGACCUCCGUUUUACAUGUAUAAAUAAAUAAAUAAAUAAACAAACAAACAAACAAACAUGGCGGUCCGGUAGUCCAGUGGUUAGCACGUGGGCUUCACAGUGCAGAGGUACCGGGUUCGAUUCCAGCUCCGGCCUCCCUGUGUGGAGUUUGCAUGUUCUCCCCGGGCCUGCGUGGGUUUUCUCCGGGUGCUCCGGUUUCCUCCCACAUUCCAAAAACAUGCAUGGCAGGCUGAUUGAACACUCUAAAUUGUCCCUAGGUGUGAGUGUGAGUGCGAAUGGUUGUUCGUCUCUGUGUGCCCUGCGAUUGGCUGGCAACCGAUUCAGGGUGUCCCCCGCCUACUGCCCGAAGACAGCUGGGAUAGGCUCCUGCACCCCCCGCGACCCUAGUGAGGAUCAAGCGGCUCGGAAGAUGAAUGAAUGAAUGAAUAAAUAAACACACACACAACCAAUUGCCAUAGAAAUGAAUGGAUUUGUAAUUAUUCUGGUCCAGAGUGAAACUAACUGAGCACCAAGAUGAUUUAUUCAUUGUUUGGAAACAUUUGUCCCAACAUGCUGACCUAUUCCUUUAAAAACCCUCUAAAGUGAAAAUGCAUUCUUCAUUUUUUAUAGUUGUUGAAAACAUGUGCAAAGACUGAACUGAGAACUGUGAAAAGAUCGUAGUAGAUUUAACGUUAAACAGUUUUUUCGCGAUUUUGGGUUCCCUCUUUUUAUUAUGAUUCUUCUUUUGUUGGGGGGGGCAUUGGGCAUAAUUUAUGCCUCCCCACAAUGUCGCAGUUGUGACGUACAGCGAGCUGGGUUCACAAAUGUCUGCUGGUGUGGCUGCUUUAGAGCGCCUCAUUGUCAGCCAUGAGUAUCAUGUCGCAGAGAUAAAGACGAAAGAGUGAGGUAGGGGAAUUUUCUUCAUUUAAAAAAAUUAUUAUUGUUUUUUAUACUUGACAGCCAGCGCCUGGACAGGUUUUGCCGCUUUAGAGCGCCCUGUUGUCACGCAGAUAUAUUUUCACAGCUCAAACAUGGAGUAAUGUGUAGAUGUAAGAAGAUGCUCGGCAAAAUAGCCUCAAUUUUUCCAGGAUGUAGUAGAAGUAUUUGAUUAACAGUUGAGAGGGGAGUGGCACUCCCACAACAUUCAAGAGCAGACAUUGGCUUCAUUUGUCAUGAUUUAGAAGCCUCAUUUAAUAUACGUGCCACUUUCAUUUAAAUUUGGCAAAGUCGUGAACACAAUUCUCUGUGGUGUGUCAAAUACAGAACACAUUUUUACUUUACAGGGACUUUGAGACAUACAGUCUACCCAUUUAAGAUAAGGUUUUAUGACAAUCAUUUUUAAUAGUGCUGAGUGUGCAAAACAAGAAAAAAAAUACAGGGAUGGGCACUUAACUAACUCUUCAGAUUGUUUUUGGAGCUCACCUUCCCAUAGUGGAUGUCAUUUUGCCUUCUUUUGACAGACAGCACACUUGAGUUUUGAGCCAAGAGUGACGUAGUGCACUCCAAUUUGCCCCAAUCGCUUCUAUGACUCAACUAAUCAAUUCAAUUGAUGGUUGCGUACGCCCAUCCUUCUUGUGAAAUUUUAUUGAGGUAAAAUUUGUUUCACUUCUUCCAGGUGAAGAUUGAAAACAUUUUUUAAAAUGUGGCUUGACAAAAAGGGACAAAGUGUAAGAAAAAUGACUGGAUCACUUUUUGUUGCUUGAACGAUUGUGUGCGUACUCAAGUGCGUUUGAUGGUGUGAUUUAAAAAAAAAAUUGAGGCAGAGUCAAAGUUUGUUUUUACUUGCCAGAGAGAUUAUUUGGGAGAUUUGAACACAUUAUGAAUGAGGAAAAAAAAUCCCAGUUGGGGUGGUUUUUCAAGAGCAGCCAUCAUCAUCGUCCUCGUACUGUCAGUUGAAAUGAAUGGUCGUUUCCUUCAGUGCUGGUGUCGUCUUGCUUGUACAUAAUUGUCUUUUUCAAUCACACCCCCCUCCUUUUUUUCCUUUAGGGGGCAGAGGGGAAUCCACGAAAUAGACGAGGGAGGGGAAAGAAUAUUUUGUUAUCGUCCAAUCAGAGGGUGACAGUAUGUAUAUAUCUAUAUUGUAUAUAUGUGAUGAAAAUGCAUUGGCUUUUUUCGGGGUGUGUGUGUGACACUACCUUUUACCUGUACUAUGUUUCUACAUUCAGUGUUUCAGUGUUGAUAAUAUAUAUUUGGUUUGUGUUUCAUUGUUUUUAUUUCGUCUUUGUCAUUUCUUGUUUGUUUUCCUCCUACUUUGCCCCUUUUUUUAUUUUAAAUUGCACGAUUUAUUACUUUUGCUGUCCGAUGAGGUGACACAGCUACUCUUUGUAUUCGUUUAGUGCUGUAAAGUGUUAUUAGAAUUGUCAAUACCACCUGAAGCCACCCGUACCCAAGCCCCCUCCUUGCCCAAUAUGCAUGAAUGGCACUUACAAGAAAUAAAAUAUGGUAACUUCACUGUGGAA